AUGGAGGGCUCAUCUAAGGUAUUUACUUUAAAACUAAUAUGGAGAUUGUUCAGUAAUGCUGGUGCACUUUGGGUUGCUUGGACAAGGCACUAUCUCAUUCGCCAGUCUUCCUUUUGGGAUAUAUCGGAGAAAACCACAAGAGGUUCUUGGAUGUGGAAAAAUAUACUAAAGUUCAGGCCACUAGCUGCUACAUUUCUCAAAACAAAGAUCAGAGAUGGUGCCUCUACUCGCUUUUGGUUUGAUAAAUGGCUAAGUAUUGCUCCAUUAAUUGAUCUGGCUGGCGAACUGGGAACAAGGAUACUAGGAAUUAACAGAAAUACAAAAGUCUCAGAUCAACUCCAUGUUCCAGUCGUUUCAACGGGGCAUGAUCUUGUGUUAUGGAACAAAUACGAGACUGUUUUGAAGGCAAAUUCGUCUCAAAAUGCACAUGGAAUCAAAUUUGAAUGCAGGAGCAGAUUGUUGAAUGACAUAAUUUAG
This is a messenger RNA of Arabis nemorensis, 477 nucleotides long. The record is from the annotation of a GenBank genome assembly. Lineage: Eukaryota; Viridiplantae; Streptophyta; Magnoliopsida; Brassicales; Brassicaceae.